Messenger RNA from Prunus avium (sweet cherry), 918 nucleotides. RefSeq lists its product as uncharacterized. Lineage: Eukaryota; Viridiplantae; Streptophyta; Magnoliopsida; Rosales; Rosaceae. Gene Ontology annotation, molecular function: RNA-DNA hybrid ribonuclease activity; nucleic acid binding. The record is from RefSeq and is a predicted model, not a curated record.
AUGUGCCCCAUAUGUGGUGACGAAAGUGAAUCUGUUGAACAUAUGCUGCUUCUUUGUCACUGGGUGGAGCCUAUAUGGUUUGGCAGCUAUCUUAAUUUGUGGAUUGACAAAAUAUCUAUCACCACGUUUGAUAAAUGGCUUUUAUCUUUCUCCUCAAGUUUGAAUGGAAAUUCGGGUGACAAGGAUAUCAUGACCAGUAUUGGUUACAUUUGUUGGUACAUUUGGAAAAUGCGAUGCAAGACGGCUAUCGAAUCUCACCCGCCAUCCCCAAUGGUGGUAAUCUGUGAAUCUCAUGCUGCUUGUAGGAGCUACCUUAAUGCUCAAGCCUCGAAGAAUGCAACUUGCAGGACCCCUGUUCCUGUGGCCCAAACUCCCCAAUUUUGGUCCCCUCCUGCUAAUGGUAUCGUUAAAAUUAAUGUGGAUGCUUCUUGGAAACCUGGGCACCAUAAGGCAGGUAUUGGAGUGAUAUUACAUGAUUCUAGUGGUGUUUUUGCUGCUGGCCUUGCUUGCUCUAUUGCAGCAGACUCUGUCAUUGAAGCUGAGACUCUAGCUAUUUUGGAAGGAUGUAACUUUGCUAUCCAACACGGGCACACCAGAGUAGUCAUUGAAUCUGAUUCCAAAGAGGCCAUAUCUUGCCUUAAUCGGUCAAUCCCUCGAGGUAGGUGGCAGCUCUAUCCAAUUCUAUGUAGCAUCAGAAACUCUUGCUCUACCUUUCGGGAUUGUAACUGGUCUUGGGUCCCUAGGACCGCAAACUUGGCAGCUGAUCACUUAGCCAAGUUAGCUAUGGUUAAUUACAGUUUAGUACCAUGUGGUUACACCCUUAAGAGCAUCUCCAAGGGAGAUGAGGGUUUUGUGGUUGAGGUUGGGAAGAUGGUGGGGGUGCAGCUGGAGUUGGGUUUCGUAAUAGGUGAAGAGUGA